AUGACUACUGUUCAGACGUUAAUCAACAUUGCAGUAAAGAAAGGAUGGGAUGUCUAUCAAUUGGAUGUGAACAAUGCUUUCCUCCAUGGUUAUCUAUAUGAGGAAGUGUAUAUUGAUGUCCCACAAGGUCUGAUGAUGGAGGAUAAAUCACUUAAACAAGGUGAUCAAUAUGUUUUUAUGGCAUUAUAUGUUGAUGAUGUGAUUCUUACUGGGACUGACUUUGAAGAAAUCAUAGCACUGAAGGCAUUUUUGCACAAUCAGUUUAAAAUAAAAGACUUAGGGAAGUUGCACAACUUCUUCGGAUUUGAGAUGCUUUAUAAAAAUGAUGGGGUAUUGAUUUUUCAGAGAAAAUUCACCACUGAUUCAUUGAAAGAAUAUGACUACUUGGGGUAUUCUCAUGUUUCCUCUCAACUUGACUCAUCAACCAAACUCAAAGCUGAAGAAGGUGCUUUGUUUGCUGAUCCAUCAUAUUACAGGAAGCUGAUUGGGAAGCUUAACUUCCUGACAAACACAAGAUUAGAUAUUGCCUACAAUGCUGAUCCUACCUUAGGGAUUUUUCUAUAUAAUGAUCCUUCCUAUGAAGUCACAACCUAUUGUGAUUCAGAUUGGGCUGCAUGCCCUGAUUCAAGGAGAUCUGUGAGUGGAUACCUUGUACUCCUAAGAACCAGUCCAAUCAGUUGGAAAUCAAAGAAGCAAACCACUGUCUCAUUGUCCUCUGCAGAAGCAGAAUACAGGUCUUUGAGGAAGGUGGUUGGUGAGUUAGUGUGGGUCAAGCGCUUAUUGGAAGAACUAACAGUCUUAUGUGAUGCCCCCAUCCCAGUCUUCUAUGAUAGUCAAGCUGCAGUGCACAUAGCUAAGAAUCCUGUGUUCCAUGAAAGAACAAAACAUAUAGAAGUAGAUUGUCACUUUGAAAGAGACAAGCUGCAAGAUGAUUUGAUUAUACUCCUUCAUAUUUCCACUAAUAACUAG
Messenger RNA from Nicotiana attenuata, 969 nucleotides. RefSeq lists its product as uncharacterized. The coding region runs from base 1 to 969 and encodes 322 amino acids. The transcript is spliced from 3 exons. The record is from RefSeq and is a predicted model, not a curated record. Lineage: Eukaryota; Viridiplantae; Streptophyta; Magnoliopsida; Solanales; Solanaceae.